This is a messenger RNA of Rhinolophus ferrumequinum (greater horseshoe bat), 1709 nucleotides long. RefSeq names its product GC vitamin D binding protein (gene GC). Gene Ontology annotation, biological process: vitamin transport. NCBI's taxonomy places the organism in Eukaryota, Metazoa, Chordata, Mammalia, Chiroptera, Rhinolophidae. The transcript has 13 exons. The coding region runs from base 83 to 1513 and encodes 476 amino acids. The record is from RefSeq and is a predicted model, not a curated record. Gene Ontology annotation, molecular function: vitamin D binding; vitamin transmembrane transporter activity. Gene Ontology annotation, cellular component: blood microparticle; cytoplasm.
AGGGAAUUGAUUACUUUGGGCUGCAUUUUUCACUGGGUAACCUGCAGGAAACAGGAGUGCUGCAGGACUUGCUGGCAGGAAAAUGAAGAAGGUGCCGUUUCUCCUGCUGGCUGUAGCAUUUGUGCAUGCUCUAGAGAGAGGACGAGAUUAUGAGAAGGAUAAAGUCUGUAAGGAACUCACCAGUCUGGGAAAAGAUGACUUCACAUCUUUAUCAAUGGUCCUAUACAGCAGAAAAUUUCCGAGUGGCACAUUUGAACAGAUCAGUCAUCUUGUGAAGGAAGUUGUCUCCUUGACAGAAGCCUGCUGUGCUGACGGGGCUGACCCUGACUGCUAUGAUGACAGGACCUCAGCAUUGUCUGCUAGGUCCUGUGAAAGUGACUCUCCAUUCCCCGAGCACCCAGGAACCUCUGAGUGCUGUACCAAAGAGGGCCUCGAAAAGAAACUCUGUAUGGCUGCCCUGAAGCACCAGCCACAAGAAUUUCCAACCUACAUAGAGCCAAGUAAUGAUGAAAUCUGUGAGGCAUUCAGGAAAGAUCCCAAGGGAUUUGCUGACGAAUUUAUGUAUGAAUAUUCCAUUAAUUAUGGCCAAGCUCCUCUGUCGCUUUUAGUCAGUUACACCAAGAGUUACCUGUCUAUGGUAGGGUCCUGUUGUACUUCACAAAACCCAACCAUAUGCUUUUUGAAAGAGAGACUCCAGAUUAAACAUUUAUCACUUCUCACCACUAUGUCAAAUAGAAUCUGUUCACAAUAUGUGGCUUAUGGAAAGGAGAAAUCAAGGCUCAGCCAUCUCAUAAAAUUAUCCCAAAAAGCACCUAGUGCUAAUCUGGAGGAUGUUUUGCCACUAGCUGAAGAUGUUACUGCAAUCCUCUCCAAGUGCUGUGAGUCGCCCUCUGAGGACUGCAUGGCCAAGGAGCUGCCUGAACACACAGUAAAAAUCUGUGACAACUUAUCCACAAAGAAUACUAAGUUCAAAGACUGUUGUCAGGAGAAAACACCCAUGGACAUUUUUAUGUGCGCUUACUUCACACCAGCUGCUCAGCCACUUGAGCUGCCGGAAGUUGAGCUGCCCACAAGUAAACAUGUGUGUGGUAAAGAAAACACCGAAGCCAUGGAUAAGUAUACAUUUGAACUAAGUAGGAGGACUCAUGUUCCAGAAGUCUUUCUCAGUAAAAUACUUGAGCAAACCUCGAAAAACCUUCAAGAAUGCUGUGACUCUGAAGAUUCUACUGCCUGUUUUAAUGCUAAGGUCCCUCAACUGAAGAAGGAGCUAUCUUCUUUCAUUGACAAGGGACGAGAACUCUGUGCAGAUUAUUCAGAAAACACAUUUACUGAGUAUAAGAAAAAACUAGCAGAACGAUUAAGAACAAAAUUUCCUGACGCCACAGACACAGAACUCGAAGAGCUGGUUGGCAGGCGCUCAGACUUUGCCUCCAAGUGCUGUUCCAUAAACUCACCUCCCCUCUACUGUGAUUCUGAGAUUGAUGCUGAAAUGAAAAGUACCCUGCAGUCUUGAUGCAUGUGUAUUGUGUUAGACCUAGAGCUGGAACCACCCUGGGAAUGACAUCUGAUGGCCAAACCUAGGCAAAACCAGAGCUCCUGAGGAAACAUCUAAGAUACUCCCUGCUUUUUAUCAGCUACAGUAUCUUCAUACAGUGAUAAGUGUGAUGAUUUGCUAUCAAAAUAAAUUGAAAUAUAAUGCAAACCAUAAA